This is a messenger RNA of Lactuca virosa, 1055 nucleotides long. NCBI's taxonomy places the organism in Eukaryota, Viridiplantae, Streptophyta, Magnoliopsida, Asterales, Asteraceae. The record is from the annotation of a GenBank genome assembly.
GUCUUAAGUCUUAACCAACUACCACCACAUCGGCACAUCCAAACAAACACCAAUUGCCUUUCAAUCAGAGCAUUUCCCCAGAAGUGAAGCUCAGAUCGGCUCGCCAUAACCAACUACCACCAUACCAAUGGCUUCUGCAACCCUCAUUCAUCCUUCCUCUCUAUCUCACAAUUCAUCUCCAUUACCGACUGUUUCUAGAACAUAUCCCUUUAUUGCUUCUCUUUCUAACACCGCACUUUCCUUUUCCUACCCUAAAAACCAAAUACUUCGUUCAAUAACAUUCGUUCCCCAAACGGGUUUAGCUUCUUUUUCUUCUUGGAAUGGCCUCAGGCACAAUGGGUUUUCAAUCUCGCUAAAAUCUUUGAGAUUUGAAAAGAGAAAGAAAUGUCGAGGGAAAGUUGUGUUUGCAUCUUUAUUUGGAGUUGGGGCUCCUGAAGCGUUAGUGAUCGGAGUAGUCGCAUUGUUGGUUUUUGGCCCUAAAGGUCUUGCUGAGAUUGCAAAAAAUCUAGGGCAAACUUUACGAACAUUUCAACCGACGAUUAGGGAACUUCAGGAAGUUUCUAGGGAAUUCAAGAGCACCCUUGAAAAAGAAAUUGGCCUUGAUGAGCUCAAAAAUCCGGCACUACGCAACACCAACAACAUACCUACUUUGUCCUCGACCCCUUUAUCUGUUUCUACAUCUGAAAAUUCUCAGGCAACAACCACAGAAACACCUGCUGCUGCCACCACCACCUCCACUACUGAGGAUUCUCAGGCGGCAGCAACACCUCUUGGUGCCACCACCGAGGAUAGUCAGGCAACACCCGCAACUCCUGUAGGCGUCACUGAGGAUUUUCAGGUAAUAGCAUCACCGCCUGAUGUCACCACAGGGGAUUCUCAGGCGCUAGCAACAACUCCGGCAGCCACUUGAUAGCUAAAUCGACAAGCAUAAUAUGAAAUGUUUUUCAUUAGAACUGAGGAUAAAUAGCUUUAUGAAAAGUGUGUUUUGAAGUUCAAAGUUAAAUCGACGACCAUAAUGUGAUAAGAUAAUUUGGAAAUUUUACAGCCCACUAGUU